ACAAAUGGAAACAGAAAACUUGUAUUCUCUUAUUUUACGAACUACUUCAAGAGAACAUGACAUAUAAGACGUUCGUCAAAAAGAUCUUGUCUCAUUGUCUCCCCCAGAGAUCUCCGAGAAGUAAACUCCAACUAAAUUCCUUGCAACUUAAAAAAAAACAUUAAAGUAGUACGUAGUCUAAUGAAUGGAUUGUGAAAAGCGACAAGGAGCAAACACGGAUGUCAGGACACCAAAUGUUUUGUUCAUGUGUACUUUACUAUCUACUAGCAAAUUUCCAAUCGAAUACAUCAUGAGAAGCUAAUACAAUUAUAAUGGAUGAAAACACUGAAAAUCUUCCUGGCACACCUCCCGAAGUGGCAGAAGCAGCUGGUGCUGUUAACCUGUUACCAGAGGAAUCUCAAAAAUUGUAUAAAAUAGCGUACAAUCAAUUCAUGAAGUGGAAACAAGAAAAGAAGAUUACCUCAUUUUCCGAACGGGUGAUAUUAGCAUACUUUGCAGACUUAUCAAGUAAAUACAAAAUUUCUACGCUGUGGACUUAUUACUCCAUGCUACGAAGUACUCUCAACAUCAAUCAUAACAUUAAUAUAGAACAGUACCAUAAAUUAAGAGCAUUCUUAAAGCGUCAAGGAGAAAAUUACCAGCCAAAGAAAGCGAAAACGCUUAGUCCUCAACAAAUAACUAAAUUCAUCACUGAAGCCCCUGAUGUAAAAUAUCUAGCAACGAAGGUGGCUUUGAUAAUGGGCAUAAUGGGUGCAUGUAGGACUCAAGAACUGCAUUCAAUGCGAAUUCAAGACAUCAAAGAUUUGAAUUCAGCUUUUUUGGUAACACUGUCCAACACUAAAACAAAGAUUAGAAGAUCUUUCACAGUAACUGAAGAUUACUAUUUAAUAUGCAAAAAGUAUCUUGAUUUACGUCCAGCUGAAGUGCAAUCAGAUGUGUUUUUCCUUAAUUACCAGAAUGGUAAAUGUACUAUGCAGAGACUAGGUAUCAAUAAAUUUGGUGGUAUGCCGAAAGAAGUUGCAGCAUAUUUGGGGCUCCCAAAUCCAGAAUUAUUUACUGGACACUCUUUUCGUAGAUCCUCGGCUACUUUAUUGGUGGAUGGUGGAGGGGACAUAACCGAUUUAAAACGCCACGGAGGAUGGAAAAGCUCCUCCGUGGCAGAGGGCUACAUAGAUAACAGUGUGAGAUACAAACUAGAAACAUCAAAGAAAAUUUUUAAACAGGUGAAUCCCUCGUCAACACCAUGUACAUCAAUUCGAGCUCCUGUAAUGGCAGAAAACUGUGAAAACAUAGAGGAGUAUGCUGCUGUAAACUGCGAUAAUGUUGUGAUGAAUCCAUCUCCCCCAUGUACAUCAAGUGAAACUAAUUGUGGUUUAAGAGAAACUAGUAAUUUUGUUAAAAAUUCCCAUUCCCUCAGUAGUAAUGUCAGUGUUGACAUGAAAGGCAAGCCAAUACAGAUUUCAAACUGCAGUGGCCAUUUUACAUUUAAUUUUCUUGCUAAGACAAGUAAUAAUAAUAAUUAAUUAC
Molecule: messenger RNA, 1527 nt
Organism: Zophobas morio
Lineage: Eukaryota; Metazoa; Arthropoda; Insecta; Coleoptera; Tenebrionidae
Exons: 3
Coding region: 312-1523 (403 amino acids)
Biological process (GO): DNA recombination; DNA integration
Molecular function (GO): DNA binding
Source: RefSeq, a predicted model, not a curated record